Messenger RNA from Tachysurus vachellii, 5949 nucleotides. It is a transcript of the gene brsk1a, whose product is annotated as BR serine/threonine kinase 1a. The record is from RefSeq and is a predicted model, not a curated record. Bases 928 to 3390 code for a protein of 820 amino acids. Gene Ontology annotation, biological process: protein phosphorylation; intracellular signal transduction; microtubule cytoskeleton organization. Gene Ontology annotation, molecular function: ATP binding; protein serine/threonine kinase activity; tau-protein kinase activity. NCBI's taxonomy places the organism in Eukaryota, Metazoa, Chordata, Actinopteri, Siluriformes, Bagridae. Gene Ontology annotation, cellular component: cytoplasm. The transcript is spliced from 19 exons.
AGAGAGAGAGAGAGAGAGAGAGAGAUUUACUGGAAUCCGAAUGGGAAGCUCUAAUCCACCAUCGGAGAACGAUCUGGUCUUGUUUUCAUCCCGAAAGCUUUGCAUGAACGAAGGAAGGAGGAGGACACGGCGGAGGAGAGAGAGAGGGAGAGGGAGGGAGAGAAGGAUGCUGUGAUGCGCUUGUACUGGGAGAGAUGGAGGGAGAGGGAGGGCAUCUAAAGAGGGUUGUUUUGUCCGAAACGGAUGUUUGCUGUUUACAGGCCUGAUAAUCACUACAACGAUGCACACUAGAGAUCAAACCUCAGUGUUUCAAUCGGGACACAAUGCAAUAGAGUCGUAUUUGUGUGUAGGACGCGCGCGCGUGUGACUCUACGUGUGUGUGUUUGUGUGUGUGCGUGCGCUUUGAUAAAGCAGAACACGCUGCAUCCCUCACCUGUGAUCACAGGCCUUUUGCGCAUUGAGGAUCCGGUUUAUGUUUCCAAACAGCCUCCUUUAUGAGGUUCGAUACUAGCAAAUGAUGACUUUGAAAAAGGACGACGAUGAAGUGAUCGAGUGUAGGAGAGCUGGUGCAGAAACGACGUGUAGAAACGACCGAUAUUAAGUCGUCCACGCUGUACUGGGGACUAAACGCACCGUGCGUAAAGAAUAGCGUAGUUUGUGAGCGCGAAUGUCAUUGUGAUUAUGAUCAUGGUUAUAGAACUUGAGAGAUCGGAACGAUGAGCGCAGAGAUGGGACGUUUAACAACAUCCUUGUAUACAGGCCUGGCCACAUGCUGACGCUUCAACAACAACCCUACAGGACUCUGGAGAGAAUCUAGAUAGGAGAACCUUGUCACUUAUUGUAGACCACGCAGGGAUGAUCUGAGGAUAUAAUAAGUACUUAAGGUUACAAGUUUUAAUCAAUCUGACAUUAAAGCCUCUUUUCGCCAUGUCAAAAGACCCGACUUGCAGCCAGACGGCUCAGUAUGUGGGGCCAUACAGGCUGGAGAAGACACUUGGGAAAGGACAGACAGGGCUGGUGAAACUCGGGGUGCACUGCAUCACGGGCCAGAAAGUAGCCAUCAAAAUAGUGAAUCGAGAAAAGCUCUCGGAGUCUGUGCUCAUGAAGGUGGAGAGAGAGAUUGCGAUCCUAAAACUAAUCGAGCACCCACAUGUUUUGAAACUUCACGAUGUCUAUGAGAACAACAAGUACCUGUAUCUGGUGUUAGAGCAUGUGUCUGGAGGCGAACUUUUCGACUAUUUAGUGAAAAAAGGAAGACUGACGCCUAAAGAAGCCAGAAAGUUCUUCAGGCAGAUCAUAUCCGCUCUGGAUUUCUGCCACAGUCACUCCAUCUGUCACCGAGAUCUGAAGCCAGAGAAUCUCCUGCUGGAUGAAAAGAAUAAUAUCAGAAUCGCUGACUUCGGCAUGGCCUCCCUACAGGUGGGGGACAGUCUGCUAGAGACAAGCUGUGGAUCUCCACAUUACGCUUGUCCUGAAGUGAUCAGAGGUGAGAAGUACGACGGUCGGCGAGCGGAUGUGUGGAGCUGCGGUGUGAUUCUGUUCGCUCUACUGGUGGGUGCGCUCCCUUUUGACCACGAUAACCUGCGACAGCUUCUGGAGAAGGUGAAGAGUGGAGUAUUCCACAUGCCUCACUUCAUUCCGCCUGACUGCCAGUCUCUACUCCGUGGCAUGAUCGAGGUGGAUUCGGAAAAGAGGCUUACGCUAGAUCAAAUCCAGAAGCACGCCUGGUAUCUGUCAGGCCGUAAUGAGCCGUGUCCAGAGCAGCCUCCACCGAGGCGUGUGUGUGUGAGACGGAUUCUUUCUCUGACUGAGCUGGAUCCAGACGUGUUGGAGAGCAUGCACUCUCUGGGCUGCUUCCGAGAUCGAGUCAAACUGACCCGAGACCUGCAGUGUGAAGAGGAAAACCAGGAGAAGAUGAUCUAUUACCUCUUACUAGAUCGUAAAGAGCGCUAUCCCAGCUAUGAGGAUGAAGACCUGCCACCCAGAAAUGAUGUAGAUCCUCCACGGAAGCGUGUGGACUCACCCAUGCUGACCCGUCAUGGCCGGUGUCGGCCAGAGAGGAAGAGUCUGGAGGUGCUGAGUGUGACGGACCAGGGAUCCCCGACACCCCCCCGCAGGGCGCUGGACACCUCUGCACACAGCCAGAGAUCACGAUCAGUAAGUGGAGCAUCUACCGGUCUCUCCUCUAGUCCUUUAAGCAGUCCCAGGAGCCCGGUGUUCACAUUCAGCCAAUCAGACGUCGCCACUGCCACCAAACCCCGUACUGCAAGCUCGCGCGAGUCUAAAACACAGACUCUGCCAUCCAAAACUCCCCCUGAACGACCCCGUCUCCAUUCCAUGAAAUCCCUUCCACUUCGCUCUUCUUCCUCACGCUCACCCUCUCCUUCUCCACUCCUCUCUCCUCGCCCUCGCUUCCUCUUUUCCGCUGCCCCAUCAGCUGCGCUGAAAUGCGUCACUAAAUGCUCCUAUCCGAUGUCCCAGGUGACCCCUCAGGGCUCGCCUCUGCCCACACCGCUGGGCACCCCCGUCCAUCACCCCCACCCUCCCCCUUCCUCCUCCUCUUCCUCCCGUGCUGAAGGAGGAGGAGUUGGCUCACUCUCGCUGACUCCGCCCACUAGCCCAGGAGGAGGUGGGGCUGGCAUGGCAGCAAGUAGCUCCGCCCACUGGAGGACCAGAUUCAAUUCAUUCAAGAACAACCUGCUGGGCUCGCCGCGCUUCCACCGCCGCAAGCUGCAGGUGCCCACUUCAGAGGACAUGUCAAGCCUUACACCAGAGUCCAGCCCUGAGCUGGCAAAGCGCUCCUGGUUUGGCAACUUUAUCAGUUUAGAGAAGGAAGAGCAGAUCUUUGUGGUGAUCAGAGACAAACCGCUCAGCUCAAUCAAGGCGGAUAUCGUACACGCCUUUCUCUCUAUUCCAUCCCUCAGCCACAGCGUGGUCUCUCAGACGAGUUUUCGGGCAGAGUAUAAAACUUCUGGAGGCCCUUCUGUAUUCCAGAAACCCGUCAGGUUUCAGGUGGACAUCGCGUUCUCCGAGGGAGAGCGGGAAAGGGAGCGGGAACGAGAGAGGGAAGGAAAAAGGAAUUAUGGAAUCUAUAGUGUGACUUUCACCCUCAUAUCAGGCCCGAGCCGCAGAUUUAAGAGAGUGGUGGAGACGAUUCAAGCCCAGCUGCUUAGCACACAUGACCAGCCAUCAGUACAGGCUCUCGUGGAUGAAAAGAACGGCCGUCCUCACGGCACACCGACCAGACAGAACUCGCGACGCUCAGAAGGAGGAGCUGACCGCUGCGAAUGGGUUGAGCGAGGCGAGGCUGGAGCCUUACUCCAGAGAAGAGGUUCAGCCAAAGAGAGAACCCGUCUGCUGUCGUCUAAUGGAACCCAAUCACAGCCUUGAGAAGAAGUGUUCACCAGUCAUCAUUAACCAUGGCACAACACUCAUAAAAACUCCUCAUUCACUCUCCUGCUACAAUACAGCAUGAUGGUAAAGUCUUGUGAAUUUUUUUAAAAGAGGUGUUUCUUAAACAAAAUUCUGAUUAAACAAACAGUUUCACUUUAUUAUAGUCCUAAAUGAAACAAGACAAAGAGCCAGAUUAGAAAAAAAUCAUCAGUACAAUCCUAGCGUCUGAGUAAUUCUAUAAUCUUCGUUCUAUACGUGCUGUUGAUGGGCAUCGCGACUCACUUAAGUGAUUCAGUUCAUUUCAUUUGUUUUAAUAGAACAGCCUCCUCAAACACUAAGUGGGUUACAACAUUGACAGCUGCGGUAACCUACGUUCAUGGUUUUACGUAUGUAUGUGAUGGCUUUAAGACAGAGAUUGUAUCACAAAACAUGUAAAUAAUUCUGAAAAUUCAAUUUUAGUGUGUAUGUGAUGGUCAUGUUUCUUUUGUAGAAGAACUUAUGCAAUUAUUAUUUGCAGUCUUGUUGCCACUUCCAUGGCUUAAGUAGUUAUAUUUGGAAUAACACACAGCAGGCCAUGUGGUUAUAUGAAAAUAAUCCAGGCUGGAGUGUAUCAUCUGAAGUGGAUUAUUUUGCAUAUGACCACAUAGUAUGGAGUGUGUUAUUCUGGGACUUUCAAUAUUGGAUGUAUUAACGGAUAACACGAUGCACCUUUUAAUGGUUUAAAGUUAGAUUUUAAGUCAUGGAGUAUCUGUGAGACAGGUUAGUUCCUGGUAUCACCAGCAUCUCUCUCUCUUACUUUAUUUAUUUUUUGAUAGAACAUCAACACAUCGAUUCUUAUGCUCUUUUCUUUGUAAAACGGUGGGGUUUUUUCUUUGUUUUAUUUAUUUAUUUUUCAUUUAUAGUCAUUUAAAGUACUACUUCAACGACGGGAAAAUCGAUCAAAUGACUAGCCAUAGCUAGGGCCUGUGUUUCCACCUCAGCUUGUUAAAACCAUUAAACAAAAACAAACUAGCAGCAUUUUCUAACGAGACAUUUUUGUCUCUGUGUGUUUGUUUUGUUACAGUUAAUAUUUUUUACAUGACACAAUACUACCAUACACCUUUUCUUGUUGGUAAGUUGGUAUCCGCAAAGCUAUAAGAGUAUAUUGUAUAUGUAUCGUUUACCUCAGAUUGUGCAUGGUGUAACUUUAAGUAAGAUUUCCUCUAAAAGUUAAUCCAUGGCCUAAUGAUGUACCUUUGAAGUAUGUUAUAUUCAUGUUUAAAGGUAAAAAUGAUGUUCACUGUAUAAGACUGCUAACAUUGGUUAAAGCUCUGGUUUACUGAUCAGUUUAACACUGCUGAGCUGCCGUUGUUGGUCCCUUAAGCAAGGCCCUUUAUUCUCUCUGUAUCAUGACCUCUGUCCCUAACGAACUGGUGGCAUUCGAAGAAAGGAAUUUUAUUGCACUAUAAUGUACAGUUUAUGUGAUAAAUAUGGCUUAUUUAAUAAAUAACAGCUGAAAACAUAUUUACAAUAAAGUACUGUAGAGUAGUAUCCGAUGUAGUAUCAAUAACACAUAAUCCAGUAUGUUUGCUUUUUUAGAUGGUGCUUUAAAAUAUUAACUUAAAGGUAGGGUCUCCAAUUUUUGUUGACAUAUAAAAUCACCAAAACAAAAACGCCCCUAACCCAAAGGGGUCCCACCCCUGUAUUGAUAGCUCCGCCCACACAUACGUACGUAACCCAGGCAACUAAUGGAAAGAAAUGUGUCUUUAUCAUAGCUGAAGGGAAGAACAAUACGAUUGCAGAUAAACAAACAAGCAAAAAUGACACACAAGCAUAAUCAUGCAAAGGACGGCAUAUAUUAGUUCUGUGAAACAAAGCAAAACCAACGUUACUCACCUAUCGAGAAGGAAGAAAGCAACCUCGGCGUCUUAAGUAAAGUUGGCCGCAUAUUCACAGAUUUGAGUUUCCCGAGUCAAUAACUCCUCAGCUAAACGCUGUUACUAGCAAAACACGGUUGUAGCUGCCUCUCUACAUUACUAUUUUACUUGAUUGCCAACAUAUAUACAACAUAGGAAACAUGUAUGUACAUACAUAGCCAAAAGUAUGUGGACACCUAACCAUCACAGUCAUGUAGAACAUCCCAAUCCAAAUUUAGUCCCAUUUCAAUGCUAUACGAUGCUCAACUCUUCUGGGAAGGCUUUCUACUAGAUUGUAAAGCUUGGCUGAGGGGAUUUUCUAUUUAGACACAUUAACGUUAGCAAAGUCAGGCUACUGAUGUCAGGUAAAAUGGCCUGUCAGAGUUUUAGCUCAUCCCAAAGGUGUACAGUGUGUUAUUUUAAACAAGGUUGAGGUCAGGACUCAGUGCAGGCCACUUGAGUUCUUCCACUCUGUCUUCAAACCAUGUCUUCUUAGAUUUUGCUUUGUGCACAGGGGCCUUGUCAUACUGGAGCAACUUUGAGCCUCUUAAUUGCAGUGAAGGGACAUUCUAAAGCAUACAAUGACAUCCUAUAUAAUUGUGUGCUUCCAGCUUUGUGCUAAGAGUCUAAGGCAGCGGUGUCCAAUCUUAUCCGCAAAGGU